CGCAUAAGUCAUACAGCACAUAUAUAGUGAAAGUGAUAUACUAUAUAAGCUUCCGCUAUAUAAAUCAAUAUGUUUACAUUCAGCCGUCUCAGUCAGCGAUUAUAUCCAAAACAAAUACAGCACUUGAGAAUGUCGCAUGUGGGUGAACUUGGCAGCGGUGCGGGCAAAGGCGGCGGCGGCGGUGGCUCCAUACGUGAAGCCGGCGGCUCUCUUGGCAAGAAGGAAGCGGCACACGAGGAGGAGUUCUUCUAUAAGCAGCAAAAGGAGCAACUAAAGAAUCUAAAGACCAAGACGGACAACAAGACACCUGAUGCAAAUAAAAAAUGAUUUCAUGAGCUCUAAAUAAUAGUUUAUAGUAUUUAUAUUUGUAUGUGAGGCAAUUAAUUGAAUAAAUUGGCAUAAACGGUCUCUGUUUGAUAAAGAAAA
Molecule: messenger RNA, 426 nt
Organism: Drosophila grimshawi
Lineage: Eukaryota; Metazoa; Arthropoda; Insecta; Diptera; Drosophilidae
Product: ATPase inhibitor A, mitochondrial
Exons: 3
Coding region: 70-327 (85 amino acids)
Biological process (GO): negative regulation of ATP-dependent activity
Cellular component (GO): mitochondrion
Molecular function (GO): ATPase inhibitor activity
Source: RefSeq, a predicted model, not a curated record